AUGCAUCUUGGCUCCAUUUUUAUCAGCUUGGGUAGUCUCGUGCGCUUCACCAUCGGUCUGCCAUACCUAGAGACAAGAGACCUUCCAUGCCCUCUCGUUCCUUUCCAGUAUGACGGUCCACUCGGCGGCCAUAACGUAUCUCUCACAGGUACAGUCGGAGAAAUGCUUCAGCAAAUGAAAGAAAUUCAUCCAGAAUUCGACAUUUCCGAACAUCCUACUUUAUCUGAGCGGGAUGAUGAUGUUGAACUUGAAGAUAUAGAGCCCGAUGAUAUUGAACCAGUUGCCUUUGGAAUGAAAGGCAAGGCCACGGAGCCUGAGGUUAAAAAAACUCAUUGCUGCGGAGGGGUGGGAAUGGGAGGUUAUGAUUGGAAAAACGCCGACUGGUAUACAGCAACUAAUGCGAUGUUUGUGCUUGAUCAUUUCGUCCCAAUUUGUAAGCAGCAGCCAAAGACCUGUUCCAAGAUUGCAUGCUAUGAUCAAGCAAGUAUUGUUCUAUGCAACGACCGGGACGUAGCGGUGGAGUCUCAUUGUAAUGCUUUGAGACAACCUCUCUGGGACCUCCGGGCAGACUGCACCUUUAGACCAAACAAUGAUCGGGGGCACGGCAGAUCGAUAUGCGGCCAGAUUUUCUUGGAUGAUGCUCUUGAAGGUCUCAAUUUGAUUGUCAAAAGCGAGAAGCGCGGUUCCUGUGAAGGACAAGUUCCUUGGAACAAGAUCGAUGGCAAAAUUAAUAGGUAUGGGAAAUGGUGA
This is a messenger RNA of Glarea lozoyensis ATCC 20868, 750 nucleotides long. RefSeq lists its product as uncharacterized. The record is from RefSeq and is a predicted model, not a curated record. Lineage: Eukaryota; Fungi; Ascomycota; Leotiomycetes; Helotiales; Helotiaceae. The coding region runs from base 1 to 750 and encodes 249 amino acids. The transcript is spliced from 3 exons.